Molecule: messenger RNA, 1830 nt
Organism: Lobosporangium transversale
Lineage: Eukaryota; Fungi; Mortierellomycota; Mortierellomycetes; Mortierellales; Mortierellaceae
Product: kinase-like domain-containing protein
Exons: 5
Coding region: 248-1717 (489 amino acids)
Biological process (GO): regulation of mitotic cell cycle; protein phosphorylation
Cellular component (GO): nucleus
Molecular function (GO): ATP binding; cyclin-dependent protein serine/threonine kinase activity
Source: RefSeq, a predicted model, not a curated record
UUCUCCUUGUAAGACCAAUUAUAAUGGUGAAAUGCCUUUCGGAUCCACCUAAAUUAAAGAAGAGCUGAUGCGGCGGUUAAAGACGAGAAUAAUAAUGGAGAAGAAAGAAAAGAAAGUUUAACAGAUGCAGGGUUGUGACCAUUACUUACUAAGCCGCAGAGGUAACGAACAACGAACAAUUGCCUCAUCACUUGCAAAGUACCGCGGCAACCUCUAGUAAAUUGGGAAACAACUUGACAGAAAGAACAUGGAGCACUCUGCUGCUGCAUCUAAAUGGGCUCGGGAGCCAUCAAGCGAUGAGGAAGAGUCUUCAAGACGAAAGCGGAGAGAGAAACGCUUUAAAAAGUCAAGAGACUCGCCUGCAUCUCGCGAGGGUAGUCGAACACCCACCUCAACCUCUUCUGGUCGUCUCUUAUCGCGGGAUACAGAUCUCCAAUAUCAACAGCACAGUCGAGAUUCUGCACUUAAGCACGAGAUCACAGCUCAAAAAUAUGAAUCUAGCAGCGAAUCUAUUGAUUAUCAGCAAGACUGGAGUCGAGACCACUCAUCCUUAUCCACACUUAAGAACCCUGACCACCAUCAACACCACCAGCAAGUACCAGAAUAUCGCAUUAAAGUGCCGGAUAUACCACAACAUCCCGUCCUCACAGGGUGUCGUAGCGUUGAGAAUUAUGAAAAAUUGAACAGAAUUUCUGAAGGAACGUAUGGAGUCGUCUAUCGCGCCAAAGAUCGCGUGACAGGUGAAAUCGUAGCUCUUAAAAAGCUAAAGCUAGAUCAGGAGAAAAAUGGCUUUCCAAUUACAAGCUUACGUGAAGUCUACACGCUCCUCUUAGCAAAGCAUCCGCACAUUGUCAAUGUGCGUGAGAUCGUUGUAGGUGACAAGUUGACUCAGAUCUUUAUUGUCAUGGACUUCAUUGAGCAUGAUCUUAAGGAAUUGAUGAGCGGAAUGAGAGCGCCUUUUUUGCAAUCUGAAGUUAAAACGCUUAUGCUACAGUUAUUAUCUGCGACAGAACUACUGCAUGAGAACUGGAUAUUGCAUCGUGACCUAAAGACUUCGAAUCUUUUGCUCAACAACCAAGGCGAGAUAAAAGUUGCCGACUUUGGGUUGGCAAGACGAUAUGGAGAACCACAAGAUCAGAUGACACAACCUGUUGUCACGCUCUGGUACAGAGCACCAGAGUUACUACUCGGAUCAAAACACUAUACUACCGCCAUUGAUAUAUGGUCUAUAGGAUGCAUUUUUGCGGAAUUUGUUAAUAAUGAACCACUCUUACCUGGACGAAGUGAAGCGGAGCAGUUGGAAAAGAUCUUUAAGCUUCUUGGAAUGCCUAAUGAUAAAAUCUGGCCUGGAUACUCAAAACUACCUUUUGCCAGUCAUGUCCCCAAUUUUGUUCAACCUUAUAAUUUACUCCGGAAACGGCUGCCCUACUUGACUGAGAAUGGGCUCGAUCUUAUGUCAAGAAUGUUGACCUAUGACCCCGCAAAGCGAAUCACCGCUGAGGAGGCUCUCCAGCACCCCUAUUUUUCUGAGGCUCCGCCACCAAAACAUCCAUCAAUGUUUCCAACCUGGCCAUCCAAAGGUGAAAGGGCAGCAAGACGUAAUGCUUCACCAACUGCCCCACAGGCAGGGCAUGGUUACGGGCAAGAUGACGAUGAAACCGGUGGACUGUUUAAUUUUGCAAACCAAGAGUCCACUGGUUUCCGACUCAAGGUCUAAUUCAACUCAUCAAAUAAUAUCUUUAAUCCAUUAACCAUUAUUUGCUGGGAUAGGGUGUUCCUUAUAACAGGAAUCGAAUAAAGAGACAGACCCAUCAUUUCAGUAAUUCAAAC